Anoplopoma fimbria (sablefish) is the source of this 1722-nucleotide messenger RNA. RefSeq lists its product as uncharacterized. The transcript has 7 exons. The record is from RefSeq and is a predicted model, not a curated record. Bases 23 to 1015 code for a protein of 330 amino acids. NCBI's taxonomy places the organism in Eukaryota, Metazoa, Chordata, Actinopteri, Perciformes, Anoplopomatidae.
UUCUGAGCUGAAGUCAAACAUCAUGGUGAGGUUCCAGAUGUCUCCCCUCUCUGUGAAAAACAGUAACCAUGAAGCGGUACAUGCUGGGAGCGUUGCUGUGGCCGUCAUUGCUCAGGUGAUCUCAGACAUCUUCUGUUACCUGGCCAAGGACAGCAACGUGCCCAACGCUCUGUUUCAGACCUCCUCCAGGAAUGUGACUGAGACUUUCACCCUGGAGGUGACGAUGGACUGGUGGUCUAACGGUUACUGGAUUCUCAUUGACUUGUGGUCUAAGGCUUGGCUCUUGUAUGCAGUGGUCAACCUUUAUAAAAGAAAUGUCCUUGGUCCCGAAAUCCACCCCCCAGUAUUUUACCUGAUGUGGACCAUGAUUAACAUUGCAAGGAUGUGCAGUAUGUCUCUAUGGGACAGACACGAUAUACUUGGAGCCGUCGUACUUGGGUGGAUUCUCACAGUCCUCAGCUUCUACAUGCUCUACGUGUCCUACUCCAACCUCGACAAGCACAAGGCCUGGUUAACCAUUAACAACCCUGGUGUGAUCUCGUGGACACGUUACCUGACCCAGAAUGGUUUGGCAGUGUUUGCUUGGUGGUCUCUCUUGAACGCUUUGGUGGGUCUUGGCAUCGUGCUCAAAUACAAAGCCUCUGUGCCAGACCCACUGAUGAGCACCAUUGUCCUCACCAUAGUCUCCUCCUGCACUGUAAUAUGGUUUAUCCUACAGAGCUGCCUGUUAGCAAAGUACCUGCGCUACACAUUCAGCGUUUACGCCAUUCUAGUUCUGGGCCUUGGUGCGAUGUUCACCAGAAGCUAUCGUUUCCAUGAUCUCGGCGCAAACACGGUCUAUUGUGGUUUCCUUAUGCUCCUGAUGACCAUCAUGAGCUUGAUCCAUUUGAUCUCUGCAUGUUUCCACACGGAUAAGUCGAGCACGGAGCCCUAUGUGAGAUUUAAGGGCUGUGAGACAGUGUGGCACACUGACCUUAGAAGCGACAGCGUCAAGAACGACCUUUGCAAAAUCUGAGUUCAUGUGGUAAAAGAAAACAAUCAAAUGAAUCAACUUACAUCAUGCAAGUGUGCACUUUACAUUAAUCACCCAAAGGAGGGCAGCAUAUACUAGCUUCACACUGAGAAUGUGAUAUGACAAACAUCUCUAUGUUGCACCAGAAGAUGGCACAGUGGUUCAAGCUUGGAGAGAGAAAGUCACGAUAUAAAGCAUAUGAUUCAAAACUAAAUUUCAUCGCUUCAAAAAACUCCAAAGCAAUCAAAACAAAUUAAAAGGAUAUUAUCCAGUGUGGUUCAUACUCCUUUUGUUUUUUGAGGCCAAAUUUGAUUUUUGUCUAUGUUCAAAACAACAACAAAAAAACCUAAUGCACAUGUUUCUUUUGGCCAUAACAUUUUCUAGAUUGGUGAACAAACAAAGUUCAUUCAAACCCUGUAAACCCUCUCCCACUCCCUCUCUGCAUCUCUCUCUGUGUCUCUUACGUGAUUCAGCAGAGAAUCAAGCAUACCCAAGUUUAUAAGUGCCCUCUUUCUUGCUUUAAAGAACGGAAUAUCAAACAUGACCGAUGGCUGUGAGCUCGACCUUUGAUGAGGAUGCUGAGCUAAAUAGAACCCAAGCUCAGAUGAAAGCAGCAGAGAGAAAAAAAGACAAUAUAAAUACAAUGUAUGCAUGGACACAGUGACUACACAGCUGAGCAAAUUGGUCUCCAUAUACAGCACAGUUUUUUU